Aspergillus steynii IBT 23096 is the source of this 751-nucleotide messenger RNA. RefSeq lists its product as uncharacterized. The coding region runs from base 86 to 637 and encodes 183 amino acids. The transcript has a single exon. NCBI's taxonomy places the organism in Eukaryota, Fungi, Ascomycota, Eurotiomycetes, Eurotiales, Aspergillaceae. The record is from RefSeq and is a predicted model, not a curated record.
AACCACCACCCCGAACGACUGUUGAAAAAGACCAAUUUUUCCCUUUGCUUCACGACCACCACGGCCACCACCACAACUACUCAAAAUGACCCUCCUCAAACCCCUCCUCCUAGCCAGCAUCCUGUCCAUCUCUGCCUCCGCCACAGAAUACAACUGCCCCACAGGCUGGCUUCCAAACCAAUUCAAGCAAGAACGCUGCUGUCCCGGCGGGAUGGUCGUCGACGAACAAGGCGCCUACUGCUGCGUCCAGGAUAUGCGGUUCUACAAAGAAGCCCUCACCAACUCGGCGCUUCUAUACGAGACGGCUACCACGACCUCCGACUCAAAUAUGGACUGGACGACGGAAAAAGACAUCAAUUCAUGCUACGCGACGGUGCGGUUCACGGCCAGCGACUACUCGGCGCGGGUCUCCUCCGCCUUGAGUAAAGCGGAGGCUACUCCGACCGAUGGAUCGAGCAGUGAGGCUACGGCCACUGCCUCGAGUUCGACGCGUUCGGGGGCUCGUUCUACGGCGGGAUCGCAGACGGCGACGGCGACGGCGACGGCAACUGAGACUUCGAAUGCGGCAGUCUUGAUUGGGCCCGCUGAGGGUUUGCUUGGUGGUGUGGUGUUUGCUGUUGGGGCUUUUAUGCUGUGAUUGAAUGUGGUGUUCUUGUAUUGGUAUAGGCGAUUUGUCGGUAGACGAUAGGGGUUCCCAAGAGCUUUCCUAAUAUUACAUUAGACAGACCUACGCAGUUGGACGUUACUCUAC